CGAGGACUGUCAUCAUCAACCACCAUGAAUCAUUUAUCAGUGAUACGACUCUCACCCUUCAUGCUGUAUAUACUGUUUAUCGAUGCCCGACUCCUCCACCUCCCCCAACCCGAGUCCUGACGAUGACGCCCAUGCCGGAGCGCAGUACGACGAUGAGGAGGCCCGGUUGCUGCCAACGGAGGAGCUCGAGUUUGAGGACGUGGCCAUCUCCAAGAAUCGUAACCGCUUCUGUACGAUGCUUAACGGUCCUCGGUUGCCGCGCCGCCAUGUCAUAAGUCCCCUUCUGCCUCGCAUUCAGAACGCACCAGUUCGAUUUCUGAGCCGGUUUCUUCCCAAGAAGUCCCACAAAGCCAUUCUCCUCGCAGCUGGUCUGUUAGCUUGGACUUUCUUGUUCAUCUUCUUCCUUAGCUCUGAGCUGCCUACAGCCGAUGGCGCAGGCCAGAGCGUUGUAAAUCUCGACUGCGUGGACGCCGUCUGGCACCGCAAAAAUGAAUGCGGUCUUGAUGGUAUCAAUUGCAGACCCUUCUCCAACGCGUCCUUUGCAUUCCGCUGCCCCGCGGAUUGCGCAGCCGUACAGGUCCUAAAUCCCCAUGCUGUUGGGCCCCUGGACGUGAACUAUAGACCACUCGUCAUCGGCAACGGCAUCUAUCGUGGAGAUAGCUUCAUCUGCGCCUCAGCGUUGCACGCCGGUAUCGUCAGUAACGUGCGCGGCGGAUGUGGACGUCUCACGCGCGUUGCUGAUCACACUCAUUUUGCCAGUGCCAUGCGCCAUGGCAUCACGUCGAUUCCUUUCGAUGCAUACUUUCCGCUCUCCUUCUCCAUAUCAGAAGACUCAAGCAUUUCUUGUCCCGCAGAUCCUCGUCAGAUACUUCUUGCAUUAACCAUGUCUUUCACCGUUCUCAUCUCUGUAUUUUCGUCUACUUCGCUCCAAUUCUUUCCCAUUUUCACCCUCAUCUUCGCACACGUCGCCUUCGCUUCGGAUCCUCCUACCGCAUCGUACCGCAACAUCACCGUUCUUCCAGACCACAUCUCCAUGUUUGCAAAAAGAAUCCUUCCCGCCUAUUUCUGCGCCGUCGUCAUAUACUGGACAACAGUCCGACGCACUUUAUCGGGCCUCGAGGCCCAACUCGAGAAAACCAUCCUAUGGCUCGGCGGCUUCUGGUUCGGAGCCCUCUCCAAUUAUACUUUUGAAUGGAUACCCAUAUCCCGCCUUACAGCCCACGACCUCAACCAACAACCUGACGCCAAACUCGCCCUUGCCGUCAUUCUGGUCAUCCUCAUCUGCAUCAUGGCGCAACAAAUCUACUCCUUCUGGCUCGAGGGACGUCUACUUCGCUAUCUCGGCCUCUACUCGCUCUUCAUCCUCGGCAUCCUCAUCUGCCUAUCCAUCCCCGGUGUCUCCCUCCGCAUCCACCACUACAUCCUCGCCCUGCUCCUCCUCCCAGGAACCGGCAUGCAAACCCGUCCCUCGCUGCUAUACCAAGGCAUCCUCCUCGGUCUCUUCGUCAACGGCAUCGCACGCUGGGAUUUCGAUUCCAUUCUCCAAACUACGGACGCGCUGCGAGGCGACGGCACUUUCGACUCCUUGCUUCCCGCGGUGCUGCAACCUGUCAUAAGCACGGAAGCCAAGACCAUCGUCGCUUCCUUUUCGUGGGCAGAGCCGCCGCAGGGAAUGCAGGGGAUUAGUGUCCUGGUCAACGAUGUAGAGCGCGAUCGUGCUUUCUUCGAUGAUGAGGAUGGGAGCGGCUUUGUGUGGGAGAGGGAUGUUGAGCUCAAGGUGCCCGAGUAUUUUAGGUUUGCGUAUGUUAGGGAUGGUAGGACGUUGGAUUAUACGAGGGCGGGCACGUUGUUUCCGAAUGGGACGUGGAGUAUGCCAGAGUCAAACUCGGCGGUCUGACGCUUAAGGGGGAUCUCGGAAGCUUGUGCACUGCAUUCAGCAUAGCGACACAUGAUCAAGAUGAGAUAUGGGGCUCCCAGGCAUUCGAUUUCAGUCCCUCUUAGAGAUGGGAAGGGGUGGGUGGAUAACUCAACCAGCAGUCUUGACGAAGGCCGCCAGCUUGAGCCUGGUCCGAAAAGCGUUUGGGAAUUAGGGUAACGUGUCUUAUAAGCGAGCGGCCCGUACAAGCGAGCGGCCCACGUUACCAACUUCGUGCACCUCUACAAGCAUACAACUCAACCACAUUUUAAGGUAGUAUGUAGUUAUUAAUACAAUAGAUUAAGC
Molecule: messenger RNA, 2221 nt
Organism: Westerdykella ornata
Lineage: Eukaryota; Fungi; Ascomycota; Dothideomycetes; Pleosporales; Sporormiaceae
Exons: 2
Coding region: 83-1897 (604 amino acids)
Source: RefSeq, a predicted model, not a curated record